Messenger RNA from Bursaphelenchus xylophilus (pine wood nematode), 3190 nucleotides. The record is from the annotation of a GenBank genome assembly. Lineage: Eukaryota; Metazoa; Nematoda; Chromadorea; Rhabditida; Aphelenchoididae.
AUGACUGAGUUAGAAACCGUCGAGGAAAAUCCAAGCGAGACGACGGAGAAUUACGAAAUCCACGCCGACGAUAACAGUCAACAUGAUGAGGUAGACGGUAUAGAAUUAGUUGUAAGUGUCGUGGUCGUGGUUGGUCGUUUUUUUUAUUUUUUCUUUAUUUUGUGUUGAUGUUGUGACCUUGAAAAGAGAUUUAGAUGUUUAAUUGGAGCCCUACAGUUCUUGCUAAAAAUCAGACAGAAAUUUGCAUGGGAAUUUUCAAAUUACCAAGUCUUAGGUCGAUAGCGAUGAUUUUCCAUGAUUUUAAUUUGACUUUUUAUAUAUUUCUGCUCAAUUUCCGCCCGUAUUUUUCAUCAAAAUUUGAGCAAUUUUCUUUUUUUUAUUUUUGUUUUGAAUGAAAGGUUCCAUUUAACCUAACUAAAACAACGAAAUUCGUAUUUUAGUUAGAAGAAGUGGUCCAGCGUCGUGAUCGGGCGCAGAGUGUAAACGACAUCUCCAAAUGUCAAGUUCUUGCCUACUCAAUCGGCCAUUUUUACAACGAUCUCUGUUCGAGCAUGUGGUUUACUUAUUUGAUGAUUUAUCUGGAGCGGGUCAUUCGUCUUGAUCAUUCGCUGGCUGGACUGUUGAUGCUGAUUGGUCAGGUAAAUGAGUUCAAUUGGCGGUGUUUUUUGUAUAAUUUUUUGUUUCGAUGGCUGCAGCGUAUUUUACAAAAGCAUAUAAUUUAAGGUGACAGAUGCGAUUAGCACACCAAUUGUCGGACUGCUUAGUGACGCUUCAAUUUUACCCGGGUUUUUAUGCAAGUUUGGAAGAAGGAAGUCUUGGCACAUAAUUGGUAAGCAUCGAUUUUUUACGCGCUGCUUGAGCUUCCGUAUUUUAAAUUUUGAAAACUCGAAUUCCCUUUUUGAAAAGUAAUCCUUAAGUUUUCUCCGUAUUUUAGGAACCUUCUGUGUGACAAUCUCGUUCCCAUUUAUCUUUGGCGGCUGCCUUCUUUGCGAAAAAGGUACCGAAAGUUGGCUGAAGGUGCUAUGGUUCGCCCCAUAUAUUGCCAUGUUCCAAUUUGGGUGGGCUGCGGUUCAGGUAAGAUAAAACUUUGAAUUUGAUUUGGGAAAGGGUUCUACAGAAAUUGAAAAAAAAACUUGAAAUUUUUAUUUAACACGCAAUAGAAGGGCUUUAUUAAGCGGAGGUGAAUUUUGGUCUAAUGUAAAAUUGACUCGUCGAUCUCAAAAAAAAUAUUGUUUAUUAUUGAAAGGUUUUUUGUAUGGAAGUUUGGCGUUCAAGUUUGCCUAUCACUUUAAAAUUAAAGAAAUGGGAAUAAGGUAUUUUUCCUUUGAUUUUGACAGGUUCCAUUAUAAGGGCGUUCGCUCUACAGAGGUUUCACUGGCUAUUCAUUUCCAAGUUUAUUUCAGAUCUCCCAUCUGGCCAUGAUCCCUGAACUCUCGGAGAACCCAAGCCGUCGAACCUCAAUGAAUUCGUUGAGAAAUGCCUUUGGAGUUAUCGCAAAUCUAACAGUAUACAUUGGAAUGUUCACUCUACUUAGCAACGACACCAACUCACUUGAGGUCAAUCCAGGAGAUCUCAACUACUUUAGAGUAGGUUCGAAUUUAAAACAUCUCAUGUUUUAAAAAAUGACUUACAAGAAAUUUUUUUAGGAAGUCGGAGUAGGCUCAGUUGUCCUCGGUCUGACAAUUACAAUCGUCUUUUAUCUGUUCGUCAAGGAACGAUCGUAUCAGCGAAUGUCAUCUUCCACUUUGUCACUGCAAUCCGACGCUUCUUCGAUUAUUCAAAUGGGCUGGAAGAAUUGGUUCUCGCAUAUUGAGUUUUAUCAAGUAAGAUGAGUUUAUGCGAAAUAAGGAAUCUUCAAGCCCCUAUAUUAAAUGAUAUAUUUAUGCUUUACCCAUCAAAUUUCAGGUCGCAUUCCUCUACAUGUUCUGCCGAUUGUACAUCAAUGUGGCUCAAGUGUACUUCCCGUUCUACAUUACUAGCAGUCGAGAACUUCCCAAAGACUAUCUUGCAAUCUUGCCGUUGGUGAGCUAUUUGUCAUCGUUUGUCGUGUCGAUGAUUAUGGGAGUUCCGAUGAUCAACAAGUUGUUUAAUCGAAAAGUAGGUCCGGAAACAAAUGAGAUGUAAUAUCUGUACUCCCCAAACUUUGUUGUUGGCCAUAUAUUUGCUAGUUUUGAGCCUUGUGAACUCAUUUCUUCAGCCUCUUUAGCAUAGAAAUUAUGCUGAAGGUUUUCAUGUCAAAACUCGGAAACAUAUGCAGAUUUUGUACCACUAAUCGACCAAAACAAUUACGAAAAUUAUGGUAUAAGGCAACCUGGCAAGCUCAAACAACGCCUAGAUAAAUCAGACCCCAGUGAUCGUCAUAUUUUCAAAUCCUCAGCGCCAAAAUAUUUACCAUUUCUCACUUUCAGGGUCUAUUCAUGCUCGCCGCAAUCAUCGGAGUGGCAAAUGGAGCUGUUGUUGAGCUCACCACUGACAUCUACAGCAUUUACAUUGUUUCAAUUCUUCUCGGAAUCGCUCAAGCUCUACUUUUGAUCAGCUCUCUUGGGGUGACUGCUCAACUCAUCAAUCGGAAUACUGUAAGUUGCGAGGACGCUCUUAUUGAUGUAUUUUACAAACUGUUUCAACAAAAAAUUUUUCUGCAGGAAAGCGGUGCCUUUGUUUAUGGAGCGAUGAGUUUUAUGGACAAACUUUCAAAUGGGGUUGUCAUCCAGGUCAUUCAGUUGUUUGCACCGGCUUGCGAGUAAGUAUAUUGCAGUUAAUCUUCUGUGAAAAGAACAGGGAUUUUGUUGAGGUUCUUCUUGGCCUUAAUUUAACCUUUGUGGCUUUUGGAUUUGUUCAUAACGGACAUAUUAUAUUUGGUCAUAGUUAUACAUAAAGAGGCUCUACCAUCAAUGAUCAUUUUAAAAAAACAACUUUUUACUGCAAUUUCUAACAUGUAAUAUUUAAUUUUUCAGCGAGCACUCCCAGGAAAGCCCGGCUUGCAAAAUGUUUUACAGAAGAGUCAUGACGUAUGUUCCUGGCUCAUGUGUAAUCAUCAUCUUUGCUAUUUUGAUCUUCUUGAAUACCAAAAAAUUGGGAGAGAGGCUGAAGAGGCGCCAGAGUGAAGAAGAUUGUAAGUCGCUAGAACUUUUAAUUUUUACUGUCUGUUUCAGUAAUGGAUGACCAUUUGGUGUCCACCGAAGAAAUCUAA